Molecule: messenger RNA, 1928 nt
Organism: Hyla sarda
Lineage: Eukaryota; Metazoa; Chordata; Amphibia; Anura; Hylidae
Gene: RXFP3
Product: relaxin family peptide receptor 3
Exons: 1
Coding region: 391-1650 (419 amino acids)
Biological process (GO): G protein-coupled receptor signaling pathway; immune response
Cellular component (GO): membrane
Molecular function (GO): G protein-coupled receptor activity
Source: RefSeq, a predicted model, not a curated record
GGAGGCAGCAGCUCAGCACCUUGGAGAGCACCUGUCACUUCAGCUCCUUGCAAUGAUCUCUUCAGCACCCUGGACAGCUACAGCAGGUACUGCGCAUACUCCAGAUCAGGGAUAGGACCCGAAUGACGAGGGGUUCAAUGUGAAAUAUAAGUUGGAGACGUGAAGAAGUGGAGCAGACUUGGCAUGGAUGCCUUUGCCUGUGCACCUCUCCAGUGACCUGGUCUCCUGCACCCCCAGAGGAAGCCUUGGAUGGAUGCGCGUUGCAUUGCUAUGAUUUGGAUGCGCCUGAACAUUUGGAAAGUGAGUCUCCUCCUCACUUGCCUUCCCAAGUGGACUACCUGCAGAUGGACCUCCUGCUGACCCUGCCUGCUGACCAAGUCUGACCAUGGAAUGGGUGACGACUCCUCAAUAGCUCCAAGCAUGCAGGAGGCAGAGCAGAGCGAUCUUCUGGGGAUGUUUCCACUCUUCUUCGAGGAGAGACAACUCAACAGGAGCAAUGAGUCCCUGCAGGACUUCUUCAGGGGGUUCAACUUGGAGAAGUCGGACAUCAUAGGGGACAGCUCGGCCAUAGUGAGGAUCGUGAUCUCCAUAGUCUACUCGGUGGUGUGUGCCCUUGGACUAGUGGGCAAUGUUCUGGUGCUGUAUCUUAUGAAGACCAAGCAAGGCUGGAAGAAAUCCUCCAUUAACCUCUUCGUCACCAGCCUGGCGGUCACAGACUUCCAGUUUGUCUUGACUUUACCCUUCUGGGCAGUGGAGAAUGCCCUGGACUUCAGCUGGUUGUUUGGCAAAGCCAUGUGCAAGAUAGUGUCUUAUGUGACUGCCAUGAACAUGUAUGCCAGCGUCUUCUUCCUGACGGCAAUGAGUGUGGCCAGGUACUACUCUGUGGCCUCAGCGCUGAAAUCCAAGCGCAGACCUAUAGGCUGCUCUGCCAAGUGGGUGAGUGUCUUGAUCUGGGUCUCGGCCAUUGUUGCCUCUUUGCCCAAUGCCAUUUUCUCCACCACUGCCACUGUGUCCAGCGAGGUCCUCUGCUUGGUCAAGUUUCCAGUCAAUCAUGGCAAUGCCCAGUUCUGGUUGGGACUCUACCAUGCCCAGAAGGUCCUGCUGGGAUUUGUCAUCCCCUUGGCUAUUAUAACUAUCUGUUAUUUACUCCUGGUUAGGUUUAUUAGUGAUAGAAAUGUCAGUUCCUCCAGUACCAAGAGGAGAUCUAAGGUGACCAAGUCAGUGACCAUUGUGGUGCUGUCCUUCUUUUUAUGCUGGUUGCCCAACCAAGCCUUGACCACCUGGGGGAUCCUGAUAAAACUCAAUGUGGUCCAGUUUGGUUAUGAGUACUUCACCACCCAGGCUUACAUCUUCCCCAUCACUGUUUGCCUGGCACACUCCAAUAGUUGUCUGAACCCCAUUCUUUACUGUCUGAUGCGCAGGGAGUUUCGCAAAGCCUUGAAGAACCUCUUCUGGAGGAUGACCUCCCCGUCCCUCACCAACAUGCGCCCCUUCACUGCCACCACCAAGCCAGAGCAGGAUGAGCAUGGACAUGGCAUGGUGCCCCUUAACCCUGUGGAGCCCGAUGUCAUCUGUUACCCCCCAGGAGCUGUCAUCUACAAUGGCAGAUAUGAUCUCCUACCCAGCAGCUCCACAGGACAGCGCUACUGAGACUAGAAGACGCGUUUCUUAGGGCUGAGUGGUUGCCUUCAAGCAGUAGGACUUAUAGGACACUAUUAAGAGUUGAUUAUAAAAAUCUAUAAUGCAGAUAGGCUAUGCUUUUGUAUUGCACAUUUUUAUAUGAUGUAGCAGAGCUGAGUUGGCCUGGCAGCACCUGUCAUUAUCUCCGAAACGCGUUAGCUGGGAUUUUCCUUAGUAAGGCUAUAAACACAUAUUUUAGGACCAUUCAAGCCCUUAGGGCAAUGUUUCCCAAGCAGGCUGCCUCCAGC